This is a messenger RNA of Vairimorpha ceranae, 132 nucleotides long. RefSeq lists its product as hypothetical. The transcript has a single exon. The record is from RefSeq and is a predicted model, not a curated record. Bases 1 to 132 code for a protein of 43 amino acids. NCBI's taxonomy places the organism in Eukaryota, Fungi, Microsporidia, Nosematidae.
AUGCCUUUAGGCCCCACUCUUCAAAUCAAAUCUACCUUCCGUAAGCCGUUCGGCUUUUCUAAUAAUAUGACACGUUUUGGUUAUUUACUCUCUCAUAGCCUUCUCCCAAACAUAUUUGUCAUUUUUUUGUAA